AUGUUGAAGGAUUGCAUUGGCUUCGCUAAAGGUUGCCAGGAAUUCCAAGUCCAUUCAGGCAUACAACAUGUCCCUACAAGUGAGUUGAAUUCAAUAGUUAAGCCUUGGCUGUUUAAAGGAUGGGCUUUAGAUCUGAUUGGGGAAAUUCGACCUGCAUCCUCUAAAAGCCAAAAGUAUCUAUUGGUUGAUAUUGAUUACUUUACAAAGUGGAUAGAAGAAAUCUCUUUAGUGAAGGUUGAUCAAGAGGCUAUAAUUGAGUUCAUUAAAAGGAACAUUAUUUACAGACUUGGAGUUCCUGAGACUGCGAAUGGGAAGGACAAAUCCAAUAGCAAAUCCAUUAUUAGCUUGAUCAAGAAACAUGUUGGGAAGAAGCCAAAGAAUUGGCAUCAAACAUUAGACCAAGUCAUAUGGGCUUGUCGUACGUCUCCCAAAGAGGCAAAAACCACAAUGCCAUUUCGACUGACUUAUGGGGAUGAAGUUCAGCGUCAACACGAAAUUCCAUCAGACCAGUAUUGGGGGAUGAUGUUGGAUGAGAUGGUUGAUUUAGACGAAGAGAGGCUUCCAGCAUUGAAUAUGUUGAUAAGACAAAAAGAACGAGUUGUCAAAGCCUAUAAUAAAAAAGUUAUGUCCAAGGCAGUUUCAGGUGGAGAUUACGUUUGGAAAGUUAUUCUGCCUAUGGAUCAGAGAGAUCGAACCCUAGGCAAGUGGUCUUCAAAUUGGGAGGGGCCAUUUCGAAUACUUCAGGUGUUUUCAAACAACGCUUACGAGAUUUAA
Lathyrus oleraceus (garden pea) is the source of this 774-nucleotide messenger RNA. RefSeq lists its product as uncharacterized. Gene Ontology annotation, molecular function: nucleic acid binding. The coding region runs from base 1 to 774 and encodes 257 amino acids. Lineage: Eukaryota; Viridiplantae; Streptophyta; Magnoliopsida; Fabales; Fabaceae. Gene Ontology annotation, biological process: DNA integration. The transcript is spliced from 2 exons. The record is from RefSeq and is a predicted model, not a curated record.